AUGUGGUCUGAGGAAUUUCCAGGUUUCGAGCAAGUCAGUACUGACGGCAGCUCGCUCGGCAAUGGAAAUGUUUACUUCGGACCCAACGACCCAAGGAAUUAUGGCGAACCCUUGGGCCCGGGUUCCCAAACUAAUCAACGCGCUGAGCUCAAGGCUGUCUUGAAGGCCUUGCAAACGAUACCCAUCACACAGAAUCUCCUCAUUGAAACAGACUCAACAUACGCUAUCAUCUGCGUGACAGAAUGGUAUUAUAAAUGGGAGUGGAAAAGUUGGAGGAAGGCCAAAGGCGAGCCGCUCAAGAAAAAAGAGUUGAUCAAACCGAGCGUUCGUCAAUUGGAGCAGCGCGAGGCGAUAGGCAGCGCAACGUAUUUUCGUUGGCUGGCUGUCGCAGGAGCAAGGCGCGAAUACGUACGACGUUACGGCGAACUUGAGGAGAAGGAGAGGGGGCCGCGAUGUACCUUGCGCGAGGCCCCAUUCGGUUGGAAGGUGGUGCGGCACCCGGAUGGAACCGAGACCCUCGAGCCGAAUCCACAAGAAGUGAAUAAUUACGAGAAAAGGCAGAAGAAGGCGGCGGAAAAAAUAGAAGUUGAGCAGAUAAAGGUUUUCAAAUCUAAACGCAGAAGAGGAGGAAGCGCAGCGCAACGUAUGGCUAUUAAAGCCGCCAGAGCAGCAGAAGCAGCCAAAGCGGCCGAAGCAGCAGAUGCAUGCCUCGCGGAAAUGGGCCCAGAUCCGACUUCAGACGUUGCGGCACAAAUUGCAUAG
Molecule: messenger RNA, 762 nt
Organism: Bipolaris sorokiniana ND90Pr
Lineage: Eukaryota; Fungi; Ascomycota; Dothideomycetes; Pleosporales; Pleosporaceae
Exons: 5
Coding region: 1-762 (253 amino acids)
Biological process (GO): DNA replication, removal of RNA primer
Molecular function (GO): nucleic acid binding; RNA-DNA hybrid ribonuclease activity
Source: RefSeq, a predicted model, not a curated record